GGCACGAAUGUCGUGGACCUGCUGCCGUUCUGAGGUGCUUCAUUAGCUUGCCUCCUGCCGAUUCUGAAUGUCCCAAAGUAAAAGGGAAUAUUUUUUAAGUGUGCCAGGCUGUUACAGCUGACACACCAACAGUGACCGUGCAUGGCUGACCCUGCAGGAGGUUAAAACGCCCCAGGAAACUCCAGGUCUGUGUGGCUGUGUGAACUAAGAACAAGCGAUGGGGGAAAAUGACAAACGUUUUUACAAGACCCAGCUUCUCAGGAAAGGGAAAACAGCGCCGGUUUCGGGAAGCCCGCACCCCUGUGCAGCCCCGAGUCACUCUUUAUCGGCAGCGCUGCGACCUCGGCGAGCACCGUCAGCGGGGAAGGGCGGCGGGCCAAAACCACCCGACCCCGGGGCCCCCCGCCUGCGCCGCCGCACUUCUCCUAUUUUCCGGCUCAAAUAGGGGGAUGCCGCCGGGGCUGGGGAUGGGGCCGGCAUGGCAGCGUGGGCGGCCCUGCUGCUGGGGGUGCUGCUGGCGACCCACCGCCCCGGGGGUGCAGCCCUCCUGGAAGCCAACGGCAACCUGAGCUGCCGCUGCGCCAAGACCACGGCCACCUUCAUCCACCCGGCCAAGUACGAGAGCGUUGAGGUCCGGCCAGUGGGGAGCAGCUGCCGGCGCCUCGAGGUGGUGAUUAAACUAAAAUCCCUCGAGAGGGUCUGCGUGGAUCCCAACGCCCUCUGGGUGAAGAAACUCCUGCAGGACCUCCCGAAGCUGAGGAAGAAAGCUGCUCCUCCCUGAGGAAGCUGCCGCUGGAACGCACGGAUGGGCUGUGCCCAAAACUGGGCAGCCCCCUCCCCGCCGUCGCUUCGCCCCCAGCCCAGAGGGGAGCGUGCUGCUGUGUGAUGCCCCGCAGCCAUUUUCCCCCUGCGUUUUCCCCCAUUUUAUACACCUAAACCCCUGCAAAUGCUCGUGCGCAUUUCCCUUGCCCCCACCCCACGGUGACGUUCCCCGCAGCCCCUCGGCACCAGCAAGAAGCGAAAUGUCCCCUUCGGGCACGAGUAACAAAUAA
This is a messenger RNA of Oxyura jamaicensis (ruddy duck), 1052 nucleotides long. RefSeq names its product alveolar macrophage chemotactic factor-like. The record is from RefSeq and is a predicted model, not a curated record. The transcript has 4 exons. Gene Ontology annotation, molecular function: CXCR chemokine receptor binding; chemokine activity. The coding region runs from base 479 to 781 and encodes 100 amino acids. Gene Ontology annotation, biological process: antimicrobial humoral immune response mediated by antimicrobial peptide; cellular response to lipopolysaccharide; neutrophil chemotaxis. Gene Ontology annotation, cellular component: extracellular region. Lineage: Eukaryota; Metazoa; Chordata; Aves; Anseriformes; Anatidae.